Saccostrea echinata is the source of this 2087-nucleotide messenger RNA. RefSeq lists its product as uncharacterized. The record is from RefSeq and is a predicted model, not a curated record. The transcript has 8 exons. Bases 1 to 2013 code for a protein of 670 amino acids. Lineage: Eukaryota; Metazoa; Mollusca; Bivalvia; Ostreida; Ostreidae.
AUGUUGUCGUCUGAAGCUGAGAUUAGAGAGAAUGUUAGAACACUCUAUGAUGACGUCAUAAGGACAUUUACUUCAGUGGGAAGUCUUCCACACAUAAUCCGGGAGACCAUUAACAAGAACCAUGGUGACAUAUUCGAGAAAUUAACCAGAAAAAGGACUGCAUUAUCUGAGGAGCUUUGCCAGGUGGUCGUUUCUGGAGAAAUAUCAUCUGGAAAAUCAUCAUUACUGAAUUUCAUGAUCGGCGCAGACGUACUUCCAACUUCGGUUUUAGAAAGCAGAAGUGUUCCUUGCCGCCUGCGAUAUUCUUUGAAAAAGAUUGCAAAUUUGAUAGACACUUCCGGUCACGUGGUAGAAAGUGUACAGUUUCAUGAUGACCAGGAAGCACUUGCUAGGCUAAAGAAAAUUAUAGAAGGAAAUUGUGAAUAUCAGGAUCUUUCUUAUGUUGACAUUUUUCUUAAUGAGGAUACAUUGAAAGGAAAUGUGGUAUUGGUCGACACACCGGGGAUAAAAGAAGAGGUCGACGAAGAUAACACACAACUGUUUUAUCAUCUUCGGAAAGCCUCUGCAUUUGUCUAUAUCAUCAAGACAGACAGCGCUGGGGGUACACACAAGCUAUUCAAGAUAAGAAAAAGAGUAAAAGAACUGAAGGUAGAAGGAGAAACAGAACUAAAUCCAGACUGCAUUUUAUACGUGUGUAACAAAUGGGAUCAGGUGGACGACUGCGAGGAUACAAGGGUGUUUGAGGAAAUUCGGUCUAGAUUAAGAAGACAUGGAAUCGAGGUCAAAGAAGAUCAGUUGCUAAAACUUAGUGUCAGAAAGGAGAGGAAAAAACGACAGAAAGGAAAGCCCCCUUCUGAGCAGUAUAACAAGUUCAUUGACAAACUUCGACGUUUGAUCAACUUAGCAGUAAAAGAUAGAUAUCUUUCAGAGUGUCAAUGGCUAGAAAGAACACUAAAAGAAAUUCUUUCCAUACUGGACGUUUAUCAUGGAAAUAUGUCAAAAACUUUGGAAGAGAGAAUUAAAACUAAAACAGAAUUUGAAGACAAAAUGUCUUCUCUGAAAGAGCUUGUAGAGAAGCCCAAAAUAAAGUACUGCAGGGAUGUCAUUGAAAUAUACAGAAGUUUAUCUUUAAAAUUACACAAACAUUUACGGGCAGAGAACACAUGCUCUAAAAUUAUAAAGGAAUGCAAAGCAGAAAUACAGCGGAAAAUGGCAGUUUUUAAGCCCAGAACAUAUGAAAACGUGAUCAACUUUUCAGUAAAUUUACUACAGGAAAUAAUAAAUGAAGAAAUAACUGAAUGGCGCGAAAAGAAUGAUGUUGAGAACGCUUGCGCAAAAGUAAAAUUAAAGGUACUUGGCAGUUUCCGGUCACUUGAACGGAACAUUGAACAGGAAUUAACAGACUCUGGUGAAAGUGUGUGUUCUUCAAAAUCUGCAGCGUCUUGGGGAAGUGCGCAAGCGCCAAUCACAGCCACUGACAGCCAAUCAUUAAAUAUGGAAGAAGAAGAGGAGAAUCGACUCUUCACGAAAGGUGAGAAAAUUGGUAUAGCGCUGUCCAUCCCUCUGUGGUUCCCUGUGGCGAUUACCGCAAGUUUGUUUGUGGUUCCUGUUGGUAUAAUAAAAGUUCUGUCAAACAAACUCAGCAAUAGGAACGCCAUCACUCAAUUCCGAGAAAAUAUAACUGAAUGCCUAAUGGAUAUCCUCAAUAAAUUAUAUGACUUAGAUAUCUUCACAACUGACAGGUUUUUUGAAGAAUUUGACAGAAACCAAAUCCAUGUGUUUAAUCAAUGGAUAGAUUUACAACAAAAAGCAUUUUGUAAAGAGAUAGAUAGUAUAUCAGCAGUGCUACAAAAACUGGUCGGGGAAGUGACAAUACAUACCGAUGAAAACAUUGCAAUUGAACUUUUCUUAAAGCAAGUGAGAAAAUUUCAAAAUGAGUGUUGUACUAUUGCGUGUAAGAACAACGACGAUAGGUGUAUAUCUCACCAAAAACAAACGAGUCCAAGUAAAUAGGAUUGUUCGUUAAUGUUUAAAUCUUUAGGGAAGUGAGGAAAAGAAAACUUGUUGUUUGAUAAUAUUGGAUUCUA